Jaculus jaculus (lesser Egyptian jerboa) is the source of this 1220-nucleotide messenger RNA. RefSeq names its product E2F associated phosphoprotein (gene Eapp). The record is from RefSeq and is a predicted model, not a curated record. Bases 70 to 924 code for a protein of 284 amino acids. Lineage: Eukaryota; Metazoa; Chordata; Mammalia; Rodentia; Dipodidae. Gene Ontology annotation, cellular component: nucleus. The transcript has 6 exons. Gene Ontology annotation, biological process: positive regulation of cell population proliferation.
GGGGCCGCGCAGGGAAGGUCCCCGCGGCGUUCGCGGAACCCGGGGCUGCUGUGGACGGCCGGGGUCGCCAUGAGCCGGCUCCAGGAUGACUACGACCCCUAUGCGGUGGAAGAGCCGAGCGACGAGGAGCCGGCGUUGAGCAGUUCUGAAGAUGAAGUGGAUGUGCUUUUACAUGGAACUCCAGAUCAGAAACGAAAACUCAUCAGAGAAUGUCUUACUGGAGAAAGUGAGUCAUCUAGUGAAGAUGAAUUUGAAAAAGAAAUGGAAGCUGAAUUAAAUUCCACCAUAAAAACAAUGGAGGAGAAGUUAUCCUCUCUGGGAACAGGGUCUUCCUCAGGAAAUGGGAAAGUUGGAGGGGUCCUGACAAAAUACUACGAUGAGAUAUAUUUUGAUUCUGAUUCUGAAGAUGAAGACAGAACAGUGACCAAGAAGAAAAAGAAGAAACGCCACAGAAUCUUGACGAAUGAUGAAUUACUCUAUGAUCCUGAGAAAGAUAACAGAGAUCAGGCCUGGGUGGAUGCACAAAGAAGGGGUUAUCAUGGAUUUGGAUUACAGAGGCCAUGCCAACGACAACAGCCUGUUCCAAAUAGUGAUGCUGUCUUGAAUUGCCCUGCCUGUAUGACUACAUUGUGUCUUGAUUGCCAAAGACAUGAAUCCUACAAAACUCAGUAUAGAGCAAUGUUUGUGAUGAAUUGUUCUGUCAACAAAGAAGAGAUUCUCCGAUACAAAAACCCAGCGAGCAGGAAGAAAAGGCGAGUAUAUAAGAAGAUGAAAUCUAGUCAGGAACCUCCUUCACAACAGGCUGAGACAGAAGUGGAAGAAAUCUAUCACCCAGUCAUGUGCACAGAAUGUUCCACUGAAGUGGCAGUCUAUGACAAGGAUGAAGUCUUUCACUUCUUCAACGUUUUGGCGAGUCAUUCUUAAACAGCGAACCUGGUGAUGGUAAUUAGUUGCCCAGGACUGUAUAUAAUGUGGACGGUUACUUUCUUCUGGCCUGUAUUCAUGUCAUUAGUCACAUUGAGUUAUUAAAGCAAUAUUUGAUCUUUUUGAGGAGAAUGGUUGUCAGCUUUUGUCUCCAUUCCCCCUCUCAUUAUUUCUGUUUAGUUUUCUCAUGAAUACUGAUGCACUCAUUAUUCAUUCCAUUUUUGAUGGACAUUUGUGAUCUUUGGGGCUUUUUAUUAAAGCUCUUUAGAAAUAAAAGGUUCUGAAGUUAUGAGUAA